CAUUUAAUUAGUUAGCUAGCUUAACUAGCUGCCUAGGGUUAACAAAAUUUGUCAUUUUUAACGUUUUUGCUUAAUUAUGUCAAGUUUAAGAUGGUAAAUAAGUUGUUUUCUGUGAUUUAAAAGCUUUUUAACCAUCUGUUUUUGUAGCUUAAGCAGAUUUUUGCUGAGGUAACUUUCACUCAAAAGUGACGGCUAGAGCGUCGUCGUUGCUCUUGCGGUAACGUUACGCUAGUUUAGAGAGUUUUCUUCGUAUUUAAGGGGCCAGUGUAAUGUACUUGGGCCGGUUGCCAGCUGUCUGGGUCAGACACGUUUCAGACACCCAGCCAGACUCAACUACUCCACUCUGCCGUCUGGGGUUUUUGGUUCAUUUCUUUCAGAGGCAGUGAAAUGUGGAGCCGGUGCUUUUCUAGCGCUGCUGCCUUCGCGUUAACGCAGGCUGCUUCUAACAGAGUAGUUUGGGUUAAUUUCCUAACUUCUCGCAGAGAUUUGGCAUUUUUCUCCUUCUGGUUGACACUUCGAAUGAUCAUCAUUGCUGCUCUAAGGGCAGCCAAAUGGAUAAUUCAAGACAACCUCCAAAUAUAGAUCUGCUGCUUUGGAAUUACUUGAAGUAAUUUGCUUGCACCACUCAUGGCUGACCCAAGUUCAGAGGCAGAUGCAAGUCAAGUCUGGAGGCUCAGACUUACCAAAGACUUUUGAACCCUGGAUCACUCACAGACUUAAAGGUGAAGUUCAAGAAUAUCAAGGAUGCUCAUCCUCAUGGGCGUGUUAUGGUGCAAGGCUGGAUUGACUGAAGUGUUUUAAUUCUCGUGUAGCUCCCCCACCCCCCUCCCCCACCCCAUGUCAGAUCUUCUCUAAAUUAUGGAAAUUUUUUGGAAGACGCUGACUUGGAUAUUGAGCCUGCUCUUGGCCGCUGCUGAUCCUCAGAGCCUUUCGUACACUUCUCAAGAGGAGUUCCUGUCCCACCUGGAGGACUACCAGCUCACGGUGCCUGUUCGUCUUAACGAGAAGGGCGAGUUCAUGAGUUACACUGUGAAACAGCACCGGCCUGGCCGACGGAGACGGGGUCUGGACCAACCUGGACCAGAUCACGCUGAGACCAGGCUCUUUUACAGACUCUCAGCUUAUGGCAAGCACUUUCACCUGAACCUGACUCUCAACCCCAACCUGGUUUCUAAACAUUUCACUGUAGAGUACUGGGGUAAGGAUGGGCAGGAGUGGCGGCACUCCACAGUGGAUGAUUGCCAUUAUGUUGGAUACCUACUGGAUCACUACAGCACUACAGGAGUGGCACUAAGUAACUGCAAAGGCUUGCAUGGUGUCAUCUCCACUGAAGAAGAGCAGUAUUUAAUAGAGCCAUUAAAAGACAUAACCUCCAAAAACUCCAGUGAUUUCCGGCUCACAGGAGAGGGGCAGCCACAUGUUAUUUAUAAAAAGUCCUCCAUCCCUUCACCACAGCAGCCCAGCGAGGAGUUCAGUUGUGGUGUCUCAGACCUCACAUUAAGCCAGACACCAUGUUUGGGAACCAGUCCUGCCCCAUUGUCCCCGUCUCCAGUACAAAAUAAUGGCAGCUCCAGCAACGCACACCGGCAGCGGCGCUCUGUCAGCACUGAGCGUUUCGUAGAAACUCUGGUGGUGGCUGACAAAAUGAUGGUGGGCUACCAUGGCCGCAAGGACAUUGAGCACUACAUCCUGUCUGUCAUGAAUAUUGUUGCCAAACUUUACCGUGAUGCCAGUCUAGGAAACGUUGUGAACAUUAUUGUAACCAGACUGAUUGUUUUAACUGAAGACCAGCCCAACUUGGAGAUUAACCACCAUGCAGACAAGUCUCUGGAUAGUUUCUGCAAGUGGCAGAAAUCCCUCCUCUCUCAUCAGGGAGAUGGAAACAGCAUCCCAGAGAAUGGCAUAGCUCACCACGACAACGCUGUUCUCAUCACAAGGUUCGACAUCUGCACCUACAAAAAUAAGCCAUGUGGUACACUCGGCCUGGCGUCUGUAGCUGGAAUGUGUGAACCAGAGAGGAGCUGCAGCAUUAACGAAGACAUAGGACUGGGUUCUGCUUUCACCAUCGCACAUGAGAUCGGACACAACUUCGGAAUGAAUCACGAUGGAAUAGGGAACACCUGUGGGACCAAAGGCCACGAAACGGCCAAACUGAUGGCGGCGCACAUCACGGCCAAUACCAACCCAUUUUCCUGGUCCACCUGCAGCAAAGACUACAUCACCAGCUUCCUAGACUCAGGUCGGGGAACGUGUCUGGACAAUGAGCCUCUGAAACGAGACUUCCUGUACCCCACAGUGGCUCCGGGGCAGGUGUACGAUGCGGACGAGCAGUGUCGUUUCCAGUACGGCGCCUCCUCCAGACAGUGCAAAUAUGGGGAAGUGUGUAGAGAGCUCUGGUGCCUUAGCAAAAGUAACCGCUGUGUCACCAACAGUAUCCCAGCCGCAGAGGGAACACUCUGCCAGACUGGCAGCAUUGAGAAAGGGUGGUGCUACCAGGGCGAGUGUGUGACUUUUGGGACGUGGCCGCAGAGCGUGGAUGGUGGCUGGGGACCUUGGUCCAUGUGGGGCGAGUGCAGCAGGACUUGUGGUGGUGGAGUAUCCUCAUCCAUGCGCCACUGUGACAGCCCAGCGCCGUCUGGUGGAGGAAAGUACUGUCUUGGGGAGAGAAAGCGCUACAGGUCAUGCAACACUGAUGCCUGUCCAACAGGGUCACGAGACUUCAGAGAAAAGCAGUGUGCCGACUUUGACAGCAUGCCUUUCCGUGGGAAGUACUACAACUGGAAACCUUACACUGGAGGUGGCGUGAAGCCCUGUGCUCUGAACUGCCUGGCCGAGGGCUACAACUUCUACACGGAGCGCGCCCCUGCUGUCAUCGACGGCACACGCUGCCAGGCCGACUCUCUAGAUAUCUGCAUCAACGGAGAGUGUAAGCAUGUGGGCUGCGACAACAUCCUUGGAUCGGAUGCUAAAGAGGACAGAUGUCGUGUUUGUGGAGGAGAUGGCAGCACAUGUGAAGCUACUGAAGGCCUGUUCAAUGACUCCCUGCCCAGAGGAGGUUACAUGGAGGUGGUCCAGAUCCCCAGGGGUUCAGUUCACAUUGAGAUCAAAGAGGUGGCCAUGUCAAAGAACUAUAUCGCUUUAAAAUCCGAGGGAGAUGAUUAUUACAUCAACGGUGCAUGGACCAUCGACUGGCCUCGUAAGUUCGACAUUGCAGGAACAGCGUUUCACUACAAGAGAUCUGCAGAUGAGCCUGAGUCUCUGGAAGCACUUGGAGCAACUUCUGAAAACCUGGUUGUCAUGGUACUACUACAAGAGCAAAACCAGGGCAUUCGUUACAAGUUCAAUGUGCCUAUACAGCGCACUGGCAGCGGGGAUAAUGAGGUGGGCUUCUCCUGGCAUCAUCUGCCGUGGUCCGAAUGCUCCUCCACCUGUGCAGGAGGUUCUCAGAAACAGGAGGUGGUUUGCAAGAGGCUGGACGACAACUCGGUGGUCCAGAACAGCUACUGCGACCUUGAUAUCAAACCGCCCGAGAAUCAAAGACCCUGCAACACAGAACCUUGCCCACCUGAAUGGUUUAUCGGAGACUGGUUGGACUGUAGUAAAACGUGUGAUGGAGGGAUGCGUACGCGCACUGUUCUCUGUAUUCGCAAAACUGGACCAGCAGAGGAGGAGAACCUCGAAGACAGUCACUGCCUGACCCAUCGACCCAUUGAACGCGAAUCCUGCAACAAUCAGUCCUGUCCUCCUCAGUGGGUAACUCUGGAUUGGUCAGAGUGUACCCCAAAGUGUGGCCCAGGCUUCAAACACCGCAACGUUUUGUGCAAGAGUAGUGACCUGACCAAAACCUUCCCACCAGCUCUAUGUUCAGACCAUAACAAACCCCCAGUCCGAAUCCGCUGCAGUCUGGGCCGCUGUCCUCCACCACGCUGGAUCCCUGGAGAGUGGGGACAGUGUUCAGCACAGUGUGGGCUGGGACAGCAGAUGCGGACAGUGCAGUGUCUCUCAUACACAGGGCAGCUCUCCAACGAGUGUCCCGAGUCGCUGCGACUCAGCACUAUGCAGCAGUGUGAGAGCAAGUGUGAUGCUACCCCCAUCUCCAACGGUGACGAGUGCAAAGAUGUAAACAAGGUGGCAUAUUGCCCACUGGUGCUGAAGUUCAAGUUCUGCAGCCGUGCCUACUUCAGACAGAUGUGCUGCAAGACUUGCCAAGGACACUGAUCCUACAGAGAGAGAGAGCAAGAGAGAAAAAGAGAGAGAGAGAGGAAGAGAAGAGGGGAGAGAAAAAAAAGACGCAGAGGAAAGGAUAGAGGAUACAGAAGAACAGAAAAGCAGUCGUGGGCUGGAAGAGCAGCACAAGGCAAAGAAACUGCUGUCUCCUCUUCUCUCUCACUCUCUCCCUUUCUCUCUCUCUGUCUCUCUCACUCUCUCUCUCUUUAUUACACACACAUACACACACAACACUCCUGCUUUCUUACACCUGUGGAACCCAUACCACUGGUCAGCAACAUGCUGACACAUUUUGUUUUAUUUUCACUUCUGUGAAGUUGGAACUUGAUCAUUAUUGUUAUUUUAUUAUAAUAAUAAUAAUUGUUAUUAUUGUAAUUAUUGUUAUUAUUAUUGUUGUUAUUGUUAUUGAUGUCUAUCUGUUUUGUAAUCCAAAGUGCUGGACACAUCCUUUGCAGAAGUGGCACAGCUGAGAACCUUUUUUCCAAAAAGGAAACAAAACAAAACUGGGAACACAAA
This is a messenger RNA of Astyanax mexicanus (Mexican tetra), 4743 nucleotides long. RefSeq names its product ADAM metallopeptidase with thrombospondin type 1 motif, 6 (gene adamts6). Gene Ontology annotation, molecular function: metalloendopeptidase activity. Lineage: Eukaryota; Metazoa; Chordata; Actinopteri; Characiformes; Acestrorhamphidae. Bases 859 to 4218 code for a protein of 1119 amino acids. The transcript has 25 exons. The record is from RefSeq and is a predicted model, not a curated record. Gene Ontology annotation, biological process: extracellular matrix organization; proteolysis. Gene Ontology annotation, cellular component: extracellular matrix.